Molecule: messenger RNA, 1754 nt
Organism: Staurois parvus
Lineage: Eukaryota; Metazoa; Chordata; Amphibia; Anura; Ranidae
Source: the annotation of a GenBank genome assembly
CAGGUCAAUGUACGGGUGACCACCAUGGACGCGGAGCUGGAAUUUGCCAUACAGCCGAACACUACUGGCAAACAGCUUUUUGAUCAGGUGGUUAAGACGGUGGGGCUGCGUGAGGUGUGGUACUUUGGACUGCAAUACAUGGAUUCCAAGGGUUUCCCGACUUGGUUGAAACUUGAUAAAAAGGUAUCAGCACAGGAAGUCAGGAAAGAAAACCCACUUCAGUUCAAAUUCCGUGCCAAGUUCUUCCCUGAGGAUGUGUCUGAGGAACUGAUUCAGGAGAUCACACAGAAACUGUUCUUCCUGCAAGUAAAAGAAAGUAUACUGAGUGAUGAAGUGUACUGCCCUCCUGAGACAGCUGUCCUUCUUGGAUCGUAUGCUGUACAAGCCAAAUUUGGAGAUUAUAGCAAAGAUAUCCACAAAUCUGGAUAUCUGAGCACAGAACGUCUUUUGCCACAAAGAGUGUUGGAUCAGCACAAACUUUCAAGAGAGCAGUGGGAAGAGAGGAUUGAGGUGUGGCACACACGGAGCACCGCGGAAUGCUCAAAGAAGAUGCAAUGCUGGAAUACCUGAAGAUAGCUCAAGACUUAGAGAUGUAUGGCAUCAACUACUUUGAUAUUAAGAAUAAAAAGGGAACAGACCUCUGGCUGGGAGUUGACUCACUGGGCUUAAAUAUUUAUGAACACGAAGACAAGCUGACUCCAAAGAUUGGGUUUCCUUGGAGUGAAAUUAGAAAUAUCUCCUUCAAUGAUAAGAAAUUUAUUAUCAAACCAAUUGAUAAGAAAGCUCCAGACUUUGUCUUCUAUGCUCCACGCCUGAGGAUUAAUAAGCGGAUCUUGCAGUUGUGUAUGGGUAACCAUGAGCUGUACAUGCGUCGCAGGAAGCCAGAUACUAUCGAGGUGCAGCAAAUGAAAGCACAGGCCAAGGAAGAAAAAAAUCAGAAGCAGCUUGAACGGCAACAACUGGAAAAUGAGAAGAAAAAGAGGGAAGUGGUCGAGAAAGAAAAGGAGCAGAUGAUAAGAGAAAAGGAAGAACUAAUGCUCAGGUUGCAUGAAUUUGAAGAGAAGACUAGGAGAGCAGAGAGAGAAUUAUCUGAACAGAUAAAAAAAGCCCAUGAGCUGGAGGAAGAGAGGGAAAGAGCUCAGUGCGAAGCAGAAAGAUUGGAGGCUGAACGUAUUGCUGCUCUCCGUGCCAAAGAAGAGCUGGAGAGACAAGCUGUUGAUCAGAUGAAGAGCCAGGAGCAGCUGGCCUCAGAGCUUGCAGUGUAUACAAAUAGAAUUACCCUCCUGGAGGAAGCAAAGAGAGCCAAAGAAGAUGAGGUGGGCGAAUGGCAGUUAAGGGCAAACAAAGCCCAGAAUGACCUCCUGAGAACUAAGGAAGAGCUACAAAUAGUCAUGAGCACUCCUCCAUUGCCACCCCCCACCACCUCCUCCUGCAUAUGUGCCCAUCAAGGAGUACGUGAAUGAGCACCUGCCGAGGAUGGAGAGGAGUUCAGUGCAGAUUUCACACAUUACAACUUUCACGAUGACCGCAAAGAGGAGUCACGCAUUACAGAAGCAGAGAAAAAUGAACGUGUACAGAAGCAGCUAUUGGCUUUGACAAGUGAAUUGUCUCAAGCACGAGAUGAUACCAAGAAAACUCACAACGACAUCCUGCACACAGAGAACAUGCGAGUUGGCCGCGACAAGUACAAGACGUUGCGGCAAAUCCGACAGGGCAACACAAAACAGAGAAUCGAUGAGUUUGAAGCUAUGUAA